AUGGACUUGGACCACAGGCAGGUAGUUCAAGAAGUUUCAGACUAUAUAGAAGCAAAUGCUCCUGUGAUUUCUCUCCAUCCUCCGUGGACCACUGCCUUCAAAAGAGAGUUGGUGACUCUGACUUGCAAUGGAUUUCGCUCACCACGGGAAACAACAUGGUAUUUUGAGGGUCAUAUAUUAGGCAACACCUCACGAAAUAGCCGUAAGGUCAAUGAAUCUGGAGAGUACAGAUGCCAGACCCAGGACUCACCCCCAAGUAAACCUGUGCAUUUGGUCUUUUCUACAGCUAGCCUGAUCCUGCAGGCACCGCUGGCUGUGUUCGAAGGCGACUCCGUGGUUCUGAGAUGCCGAGGAAAGGCGGAAUUCACCCUAAGAUCUGUGCAACUGUACAAGAAUGAUAAACUUCUGGCAGACCUUGGCAGUACCUCUGACUUCCACAUUGAGCAAGCAAGUCUGAAGGAUAAUGGUGUGUACAAAUGCACUGCAAUUAAGGAAGAUUGUUGGUCAGUUUCUUCAAAUGCAGCCAGAAUCCAAGUCCAAGAGUUGUUUCCAAAACCUAAGCUGACAGCCAGCAACUCCCGACCCACUGCGGGGAGUCCAGUGAAGCUGACCUGCAACACCCAGCUUGCUCCACAGAGGUCAUAUGUUCAGCUCCAGUUCCGUUUCCUCAGUGAAAGCCUAGCCCUGACGACAUGGAACAGCUCCCCAGAAGUACAAAUCACCUUGUUGAAAGAAGAUUCGGCGUUUUACUUCUGCCAGGCACAGAGAGUGACUUCCCAUUUCUUGAAAGAUAGUCCAAAAUUGUACAUAUAUGUGAGGGUUCCUGUGUCCCAUCCUGUCCUGACCAUCAGCACUCCUAGGACACCGGCUCUGGAGGGAGACAUGGUGACUCUUCACUGUGAAGCCCAGAGAGGUUCUCCUCCAAUUCAGUAUCAUUUUUUUCACAAUGGAGUAUUUCUCCAGAGGUCGCAGGCUCCAUGGGGAACAGCGCACUUGAGGUUCCCUCUGACAGCCAAACACUCUGGGAGCUACUACUGCACAGCCAACAACGGCGGGACCACCCAGAGCAGCAGGGCCAUGAGCCUCUCUGUCACAGUCCCUGUGUCCCCUCCUGUCCUGACCCUCAGCACUCCUAGGACCCCAGCUCUGGAGGGAGACCUGGUAACUCUUCACUGUGAGGCCCAGAGAGGUUCUCCUCCCAUCUUCUACCAGUUUAAUCAUGAAGAUGUCAUCUUGAAGAGCAGCUCAACCUUGUUUGGAGGAGGAGUAUCCUUCAACUUCUCCCUGAGCACAGAACAUUCUGGAAACUACCACUGCACAGGAGACAAUGGCUUUGGCCCCCAGCACAGUGAGGUCGUGAGCCUUUCCAUCUUUGUUCCAGUGUCCCACCCUGUCCUCACUGUUAGGACUCCCGGUGCCCAGGCUGUGGUGGGGGAUGUGGUGGAGCUUCACUGCGAGGCCCAGAGAGGCUCUCCCCCCAUCCUGUACCAGUUUUAUCAAGAAGACAAGACCCUGGGGAGCAUCUCAGCCCCCUCUGGCAGAGGAGUUUCCUUCAACCUCUCUCUCACUACAGAACAUUCUGGAAACUAUGCCUGUGUGGCCAGCAAUGGCCAAGGGGCUCAGCGCAGUGAGACUGUGUUGCUCAGUGUCACAGUUCCAGUAUCCCAACCUGUCCUCACGCUCAGGGUUCCUAGAACCCAGGUUGUGGUGGGGGACAUGGUGGAGCUUCACUGUGAGGUCCAGGAGGGCUCUCCCCCCAUCCUGUACUGGUUUUAUCAUGGAGAAGUUGCUCUGGGCAGCAGCUCAGCCCCCUCUGGAGGAGGAACAUCCUUCACCUUCUCUCUGACCACAGAACACUCGGGAAACUACUCCUGCCAGGCCAGUAAUGGCUUCAGGGCCCAGCAGAGUGAAGCAGUGACACUCAGCAUCACAGUUCCAGUGUCCCGCCCUGUGCUCACCCUCAGUGCUCCCACCCAGGCUGCAGUGGGGGACGUGGUGGAGCUUCACUGUGAGGCCCAGAGGGGGUCUCCCCCCAUCCUGUACCGGUUUUAUCAUGAGAAUGUCACCCUGGGAAACAGCUCAGCCCCCUCUGGAGGAGGAGUGUCCUUCAACCUCUCCCUGACCACAGAACAUUCUGGAAACUACUUCUGUGAGGCUGACAAUGGUCUGGGGGCCCAGCGCAGUGAUAUGGUGGCACUUUUAAUGACAGGACUGACAGGAAGCAGAAGCGGUGCCGUUGUCACAGGUGUCACCGGGGGGCUGCUCAGCAUGAUGGGCCUUGCUGUUGUCGCACUGCUCUUGUAUCACUGGAUCCCAAGGAAGGCAGGAAGAAGGCCUGCCUCUGACCCUGCCAGGAGCUCUGCAGACUCAGCCCCUCAAGACUCCACCUACUACAAUGUCCCAGGCUGGAUAGAAAUGCAGCCAGUGUACAGCAAUGUAAAUCCUAAAAGAGGAGAAGUGAUAUACUCAGAAGUCCGGACAAAAGAGAAAAACAAACCUGCCGCGACCUCAGCACCCGGGCUUCUCAAGAACACGGGUUCCUCCGUCAUCUACACCCAGGUGAAGGUGGCUUCAACCCCAGCCUCUUGGCCCCAGCUCUUGGCUUCCUCUGCUCCUCACAGAUGA
Molecule: messenger RNA, 2625 nt
Organism: Talpa occidentalis (Iberian mole)
Lineage: Eukaryota; Metazoa; Chordata; Mammalia; Eulipotyphla; Talpidae
Gene: FCRL5
Product: Fc receptor like 5
Exons: 15
Coding region: 1-2625 (874 amino acids)
Biological process (GO): cell surface receptor signaling pathway
Molecular function (GO): transmembrane signaling receptor activity
Source: RefSeq, a predicted model, not a curated record